Molecule: messenger RNA, 583 nt
Organism: Cladocopium goreaui
Lineage: Eukaryota; Dinophyceae; Suessiales; Symbiodiniaceae
Source: the annotation of a GenBank genome assembly
UCACGCAGCGGCGGAGAUUUCUCCGGUGUCCGGGUACCGAUUUGUGCCAUUCGAUUUGGCCAUGGAAGUCUUGGUCGAGGCGGCCAGUGAGGUGCCACAAGGCUGUUUCGUGGCGGUGCGACUUGGAGAAAAUCUCAAGCAGCGUCGCUUCAACAAGUCCACCGCGAAGUACUACUUCCCCCUGCCGCAGGAGAAGGGCAAGGCGCGUAUCGAUGUGUACCAAUUGGUGGGUACCUGCUCAGUUCCCGUGGAUCCAGCUGCGAAUGGGACUGAGGAGGUCAACGCUAUUUCAGGGGACUCCAGUGAUAUCGUCAAGUUGCGGGUAAGCACCUGCAACCGCGACCUGAAGCCCGAGGACGCGGCCAAGCAACGCCGCGAGAUCGAGGCUGAGACGAAGGACGCGGCCACGGGAUAUUUGCAAAAGCACGGCAUCGAAGAGAAGCUCGCGGAAUGUCUUCGCACCAUGCUGAGGAUGAAACCUGAAGACCCGGUGGAGUUUAUGUGCAAGUUCUUGUUUCUCGGCUGCUUGCGUUCAGUGGCCAAAGAUCCAUUAAAUGGGUUUAUGGAGGACAUGGAGGAGUAA